Messenger RNA from Malaya genurostris, 642 nucleotides. RefSeq names its product cytochrome c oxidase copper chaperone (gene Cox17). NCBI's taxonomy places the organism in Eukaryota, Metazoa, Arthropoda, Insecta, Diptera, Culicidae. Gene Ontology annotation, molecular function: copper ion binding; copper chaperone activity. Gene Ontology annotation, cellular component: mitochondrial intermembrane space. The coding region runs from base 164 to 397 and encodes 77 amino acids. The record is from RefSeq and is a predicted model, not a curated record. Gene Ontology annotation, biological process: mitochondrial respiratory chain complex IV assembly. The transcript has 3 exons.
CAGCUGUCAAAUAAAAUCUAUUUCGCUAUUCAGUCUGAUUGCAGAAUCAGCGGAUGUUCUUGAAGUACUUACUUAGUAAAAUAUACUAUUUAUAAUCGAAUUCAAUAUAACUCGUUCGUUACUUCAAAGCGUCAAUUAGGUCGUGCUAAACGCCGAAAAAGUAAUGGGAAAUAAAGUUAGUGCAAGUCCGGUCGCUGCUCUACCUGCCGUUGCUGAGUCUCCGCAAUCUUCGUCGGUGGGAACCAAACAGGAGAAACCCAAAUGUAAAGCCUGCUGUGCAUGUCCAGAGACCAAGCGGGCUAGAGAUUCCUGCAUCAUGGAACGAGGUGAAGAAAAAUGUGGAGAACUGAUCGAAAAACAUAAACAGUGCAUGCGAGACAUGGGUUUCAAUAUUUAGAUUAGAACUCGCAUAGAUGAGAUGUUCUAGACUGAUAAGCGGCGUAGUUUUAUCUAAAUUACGCUCACCAGAACACGGAGUCGUUUUCUAAUUUAAUUGCAUUCAUCUCGGUCACGCAGCUGCAUUGUAAAUAUAGCAAAUAAGUUAUUCGGUUGAAUUAUUAUUUAAUUGGUAGUAACCCUUUGAAAUGUUUAGUACUUAACAUUUGUUAGAACACAAUAAACAGUGUUGUGAGAACAUAAGAA